CUCCCAGCACAGACCAAAAUUUCUUUGCCUUUCAGCACAAUGAAUCCCACCUCUCUCUUCCACCUCCUCCUCCUUCUCUUACUUUCCACCGCUACAGCCUUCACCCCUAAGGCCAACACUUCCGGAUCAGUUUUAGACUACCGGAACCAGAAAAUAAAUAAUACCCUCCCGAAGCCGCUGGUGCUUUUCUCGCAAGCAUCACCCAUGUCCUCCGAUACGGUGGCCAUCUUUGCCCAGUUCAUGGGAGAAGGUAGCAUCUCCGACCACCUCCUUUCAUUUUGCAAGGAGGCGCAAAUGGCAUGCUUCUUAAGCUCAUCGUCGGAUGCGACGAACUCCUUCAUGAUCAAUUAUACCGAUAUUGCAACGGACUCUUUCAUGAUCAAUUAUGUCGAUAUUGCAACGGACUCUUUCAUGAUCAAUUAUCAUGUCGAUAGUGCGACGGACUCCUUCAUGAUCGGUUAUGCCAAUAGUGCAACAGGCUCCCAUUUGGAUUCUGGCAAGGAGCCUAGCAAAUUCUUACGAGAGCCAACGCUGAAAAGUGAGAAUGUGAUGCCGAUACCUGACAUCACCAAUAAAAUGCCUAAAAGAUCAUUUUUACCUCGGAGAAUCUCCUCGAAAUUACCAUUUUCGACCCUGAAGCUCCCUCAACUAAAUCAAAUCUUCCGUGCGAAAGAGAAUUCCCCUAUGGGGAAGAUCUUGGCACGCACAAUAGCCCUGUGCGAAAGCGCCGUAAUAUAUGGUGAAAAGAAGAGUUGCGUGUCCUCCAUCGAAGACACGAUUGACUUUGCCACCGCGAUUUUGGGUCAUGAUGUCAUGGUCCUGUCCACGACAAGUACUGGAGGAUCGAAGCAACAGGUCAUGGUGGGGCAUGUGAAGAGGAUGGAGUCCAGCGAUACGAGAAAAUCGGUAGUGUGUCACCAAAUUCUGUUUCCCUCGCAACUCAGAGGUGCAAAUCAAUCGGUUUUCUCGUAA
This is a messenger RNA of Syzygium oleosum, 972 nucleotides long. RefSeq names its product polygalacturonase 1 beta-like protein 1. The transcript has a single exon. The coding region runs from base 40 to 972 and encodes 310 amino acids. The record is from RefSeq and is a predicted model, not a curated record. Lineage: Eukaryota; Viridiplantae; Streptophyta; Magnoliopsida; Myrtales; Myrtaceae.